This is a messenger RNA of Magnolia sinica, 1553 nucleotides long. RefSeq names its product UDP-glycosyltransferase 74F2-like. The record is from RefSeq and is a predicted model, not a curated record. The coding region runs from base 64 to 1434 and encodes 456 amino acids. Gene Ontology annotation, molecular function: UDP-glycosyltransferase activity. The transcript is spliced from 2 exons. NCBI's taxonomy places the organism in Eukaryota, Viridiplantae, Streptophyta, Magnoliopsida, Magnoliales, Magnoliaceae.
UCCUCCCAUUAACACGACUUGCAAUAAACCCCCACAAACAUAUAGAGAAGUUGUGUUCAAGAAAUGGGUAAGGGAGAGACAGCUUAUAGAACCCAUGUUCUACUCCUUCCAUACCCAGCUCAAGGCCACAUAAAUCCCAUAUUGCAAUUCGCUAAACGCUUAGUCUCCAAAGGAAUCAAGGCCACCCUAGUCACCACAAUCUUCAUCUCCAACACAGUCCAAUUCGACACUGGUUCCGUCGGCAUCGAGCUCAUCUCCGACGGGUGGGACCAAGGUGGCUUCAGAGAAGCGGGGUCUGUCAAGGACUAUCUCGAGCGGUUGGAAUCAGUUUGCUCGCGAGCUUUAACCGAGCUCAUCGAGAAGUUAGACCGUUCAGGCGACACCGUCAGUUGCCUUAUCUAUGAUUCCUUCUUCGCCUGGGCCCUGGAUGUAGCCAAACGGUGCAGCCUAUCUGGGGCUGCGUUCUUCACUCAGUCGUGCAUCGUCAAUUCCAUCUACUACCAUGUGUACAAUGGCAAUCUGACUGUCCCAUUUGAAGACAAGACCAUUCGAUUGCCGGGGCUUCCGCCACUGGAAAUUCAGGACAUGCCAUCCUUUUUCUCAGUGCCCGGAUCUUACCCGGCCUACUUGGCAAUGGUUUUGAACCAGUUAUCUAAUGUGGAGAAAGCGGACUGGGUCCUUUUGAACACAUUCCACAAGCUAGAAGCCGAGGCAGUGGAGUGGAUGGCAGGGAUCUUGCGGGCAAGGACGAUUGGACCGACACUUCCAUCCAUUUACCUGGACAAGCGGGUGGAAGGGGACAAAGAUUACAACAUUAAUCUCACAAAAACGGACCACAGAACAUGCAUGAAAUGGCUCGACGAGAGGGUGAUUGGAUCUGUUGUGUAUGUCUCGUACGGUAGCCUAUCCUCAGUAGGAGUGGACCACAUGGAAGAACUUGCAUGUGGUCUUAAAGGGAGUAACAAACACUUCUUAUGGGUGGUGAGGGAGACAGAGAAGGAAAAGGUCCCUGAGAAAUUUGCGGAGGAGACAGCAGAGAUGGGGCUGAUAGUGAGAUGGUCUCCACAGCUAGAGGUGUUGGCUCACCAAGCUGUGGGGUGCUUUGUGACACAUUGUGGGUGGAAUUCCACACUAGAGGCAUUGAGCUUGGGUGUGCCAAUGGUGUGUGUACCCCAGUGGACGGACCAACCCACAAAUGCCAAGUGUGUGGAGGAUGUGUGGCGAGUGGGAUUGAGGGCUAGGCUUGAUGAGAAGGGGGUUGUGAGAAGGGAAGAGAUGGAAUUCUGUAUAAGAGAAGUGAUGGAAGGAGAGAGAGCGGAGGAGUUCAAGAGAAAUGCUAGUAAAUUGAGGGAGUGGGCUAUAGAGGCUGUGGAUGAAGGUGGUAGCUCAGAUAAGAACAUCGAUGAAUUUGUGGCCAGUCUUGUGAAAGGCUGACAUUAGAGUGAUUUAUAUGUCAUUGUAUGUGUGAAGCAGUGAUAUAUUAUGAUAUCACAUAUGUACGUGUUCAUCAUCGUUGUUAAUUAUCUUCAUUAUCAUAUUUGUUCCUCAAGCAA